This is a messenger RNA of Marmota monax (woodchuck), 1626 nucleotides long. It is a transcript of the gene Tm7sf2, whose product is annotated as transmembrane 7 superfamily member 2. The record is from RefSeq and is a predicted model, not a curated record. Gene Ontology annotation, cellular component: nuclear inner membrane; endoplasmic reticulum membrane. Gene Ontology annotation, molecular function: oxidoreductase activity, acting on the CH-CH group of donors, NAD or NADP as acceptor. Gene Ontology annotation, biological process: sterol biosynthetic process. The coding region runs from base 164 to 1453 and encodes 429 amino acids. Lineage: Eukaryota; Metazoa; Chordata; Mammalia; Rodentia; Sciuridae. The transcript is spliced from 10 exons.
UAAAGACCUCGGGACAAGAGCUGCCGCAGCCCCAGCUUUGUGUGGAGGCAGGUGCAGCGUGUCGCAACCUCCUGGUGGCCAAGCCUUUCUCCUCGGGGACAGAGCGGGCUGCGUUUCCUUGACCGACUUUUGUGAGCCCCCACCCCUGGGUGGAGCGGAAACCAUGGCUUCUCUUCAGGGCCCCCGAGCCCCACUGGAAUUCGGGGGGCCCCUGGGCGCUGCGGCGCUGCUGCUGCUGCUACCCGCCACAAUGUUCCACCUGCUACUGGUGGCCCGCUCAGGCCCGGCGCGCCUACUAGGCCCACCUCCGUACCUGCCAGGGCUGGAGGUGCUGUGGAGCCCGCGAGCGCUGCUGCUGUUACUCACCUGGCUCGGCCUGCAGGCGGCGUUCUACCUGCUGCCGGCGCGCAAGGUGGCCGAGGGGCAAGAAUUGAAGGACAAGAGUCGUCUGUGCUACCCCAUUAAUGGUGCCUGGAGGACUGGCCCUUGCACUGGACUUGGCUUCCAGGCCCUGGUGCUGACAGCCCUAUUGGUGGGGCUGGGGGUGUCCGUUGGGCUGCCCCUGGGUGCGCUCCCGGAAAUGCUUCUGCCCUUGGCAUUUGCAGCCACCAUCACCACCUUCAUCUUCAGCUUCCUUCUCUAUAUGAAGGCUCAGGUGGCCCCUGCCUCAGCCCUGGCACCUGGGGGAAACUCAGGCAAUCUCAUCUACGACUUUUUCCUGGGACGGGAGCUCAACCCUCGCAUUUGUUCCUUUGACUUCAAGUAUUUCUGUGAACUGCGACCCGGUCUCAUCGGCUGGGUCUUCAUCAACCUGGCCCUGCUGGUGCAGGAGGCAGAGCAGCGGGGGAGUCCUUCACUUGCCAUGUGGCUGGUCAAUGCUUUCCAGCUACUGUAUGUGGGUGAUGCCCUCUGGCAUGAGGAGGCUAUCCUCACCACCAUGGACAUCACACAUGAUGGAUUUGGCUUCAUGCUGGCUUUUGGGGACCUGGCCUGGGUACCCUUCACCUACAGCCUGCAGGCCCAGUUCCUGUUGUACCACCCACAGCCCCUGGGGUUGCCCAUGGCUGCAGUCAUCUGUCUCAUCAAUGCUAUUGGUUACUACAUAUUCCGUGGGGCCAAUUCCCAGAAAAACACUUUCCGAAAGAAUCCUUCAGAUCCCAGUGUGUCUGGCCUUGAGACCAUUCCUACUGCCACGGGGCGGCAGCUUCUGGUAUCUGGAUGGUGGGGUGUGGUCCGUCAUCCCAACUAUCUCGGAGACCUCAUCAUGGCUCUGGCCUGGUCCUUGCCUUGUGGGGUGUCCCACCUGCUACCCUACUUCUACGUCCUCUACUUCACUGCACUGUUGGUGCACCGGGAGGCCCGGGAUGAGCGGCAGUGCCUGCAGAAGUACGGCCGGGCUUGGCACGAGUACUGUCGGCGGGUACCUUACCGCAUCUUGCCCUACAUCUACUGAAGCAGCUUCACUGGCCACCAGACCACCAUGAUAGGAAUCUGGACACAACUGGGCUCUGAGCUCACCCAGGAAGGGAUGACCAGCCUCUGAGAAAAGGUCAUUUGGAACAAGAUGAAGCCAGUGCCCCCAAAUGGAGACAUUUUUCUCCCGUUGUAUAAAUGUCUGGAACCCUU